AUGGGCGCCUGCGGCUCGAGGCCGUUCUCCAAGCGAAGGCAGGGGCGCAAGGCACGUGCAGCAGCGGAGAAAGAGGCCGCCGACCAGGCGACCACUGCUGCUGCAGUGGCCGCUGCGGCUGCGGCGGAGACUGCCACGGUGGCAGAGGCGGCGGCGCUGGCGGCCGCGGCGGCAGAGAAGGAGGCGGCUGCCAUGCCGAGGUCGAACACGGUCGGCGAGAUCUCCACCGACGACCUUGGCGAAUGGUCUCCAAACUCCUCUCUUGGAGCCGGCUCUGUCUCUUGCCUCACACCGGCAGCGGCCAGGCUGCGCGUGCGGCUGGUCAGCGGCUUGCGGCGGGCGAGCCUUCCGAACGGCGCCACCCUCUCAGUAAACAGGGGCGCGUGUGGGGCGGCCGACCUCUUGGAGGAGUACCUCUCCCUCGGAGGCGAUGCGGGACGCUACGAACUGGUCACGCAGAACCAGCGCGCCCGCUUCGAAGCCGGCGAGGUGUACACGCACGUCGGCCCGCUACUCCUCGCGAUCAACCCCUUUCGCCCCCUUCCGGGCCUUUACGACGCGGCGGCGAUGCGGCAGCACGCCGACCCGUCCCGCCCAUCGGAGGUGCCUCACGUGUACGCCGUGGCGCGAGAGGCGUGUGGAGCGCUGCUGGGCGGGCUGGGCAGCGAGAAGGGCAGCCACUCGAUCGUGGUCUCUGGCUGCUCGGGCAGCGGCAAGACGGAGACGGCGAAGCACGCGCUCACAUUCAUCGUCUCCUUCUCGCUGGGCGGAGGUGGAGGCGGAGGAGAGGGCGAUGUCGAGGCGGUGGGAGCGAGGCUGCUCGCCGCGACUCCUCUGCUGGAGGCGCUCGGCAACGCCUCCACCGCCCGGAACUGGAACUCGUCCCGCUUUGGCAAGGGCGUCCUCCUCUCGCGGAAUCUUUGCGGCGACGCGGCCGCGGGGCGGGGCGAGGGCGGGCUGCGCGCCAGCAUCCGCACCUACCUGCUCGAGACAUCUCGCGUGGUUGGCGGGGCGGAGGGCGAGCGCUGCUUCCACGUGUUCUACCAGCUGCUGGCCGCGCCGCAAGAGGCGCUGUCGCGGUCGAAGCACCACCUCUCCCCGCUGGCCGCGCCGCGCGACUUUACGAUGCUGAGCCAGUACCAGGGCUCUCCAGCGGCCGUCGACGACGCUCGCGGCUUCGAGGCGACGGCGUCGGCCCUCGCCGCCGUCGGCCUGUCGCCUGCGGAGGCUGAGGCGCUGCUCUCCCUCCUCGCCGCCCUCCUCCACCUGAGCAACGUGGACUUCGACGCGGAGGCGCCCGCCGACCGCCUCUCCGCGCGCACGGACGCGGGGCUCGAGGUCGGCUUCUCCUUCAUGCACGACUACGACGCCGCCUCCGCCUCCGCCUCGCCCCGCUUGUCGUCGGGCGAGGGCGGGGAGGGCGACUCCGCAGACAUUCUGCGCCGCAUGUUUGGGCAGGGCGAGGAGGGCGGCGAAGAGGGCGGCGAGGCUGGAGGGAGCGCGCCCUUCACGCCGGGGCCGCUCACCAAGCAGGCGGGGUGGAUGGCAGAGCGCGAGGCGCAGUAUGCGUUCGCGCCGCCCUUCUCUCCCGACGGCACGCUCGUCCACGCCACCGCCCUUCUCGGCGCGCCAAACUUGGGCGACCUCCUCACGCGGCGGCGGAUCGAGGUAGCGCGCGAGCAGAUGACGAUUGGGCUCGCGGAGGACUACGCACGCGACACGCGCGCCGGGCUGCUCAAGGGCAUCUACGCGCGCCUCUUUGCGUGGGUGGUGCGGCGCGUCAACCAGUCGCUCCGCGAGGCUGCGGCCGCGGGGGCUGGCUCGGAGCGGGCCCUCGCCGACGCCGACGCGUCUGUCGAGGUGCUCGACAUCUUUGGCUUCGAGCGCAAGGGCGUCAACUCGUUUGAGCAGCUCUGCAUCAACUAUGCAAACGAGAAGCUGCACCACCUCUUCCUCGCCGCCCUGCUCGCGGCGGAGCGGCAGGCGCUGCUGCGCGAGGGCGCGUGGGGCGACGAGGCGGCGCCCGGCGGCGGCGCGCCCCGGCCCCUGUUUGAGGACAACCAGCCCUGCCUCGACCUCUUCGAGGCGCCGCCGUGCGGCAUCCUCCUCCUGCUCGACGAUGGCGCCAAGCUCGCCGGCGCCACGCCCGCGGAGCGGCGCCGGCGCGCGAGGGAGUUCGAGAGCCAGCUGCGCAGCGAGCACGCAUCGAGCAGCCGCCUCGUGCUGCACAGUGCGGCAAGAGGAGGCUUCACGGUGCGGCACUUCGCGGGCGACGUGACAUACGCCGUCGACCAGAUGUUUGCAAAGCUGGCCGAGGUGCCCGAUCGGCUCUUGGCCGAGCUGCCCUCGCUGGGCUUCCUCUUGCCGGGAGGAGGGAGCGGGGACGCGGGAGGGGCCGGCGGCGCGGAUGCCAAGGCAGGUCGGCGCCCAAAGUGGACGCCGACGCGAGCGCAAGGGGCCGGCGGGUCGAGCGUCGCGGCGCCGCCGCAGCGCGCCGUCUCGCGGCUGCAGCCGUCGACGGCGCGCCUCUUCCUCGACGAGAUGGCCUACCUGCAGCACCGGCUCCGCCGCUCGACCGUCCAUCACGUGCACUGCGUCGCCCCCAACGCCGACGCGGCGCCGCGCCGAUUCGACGAGGAGCUGGUAGGGGAUCAGCUUCGCUCUCUCGGCACCGCCGCCGCCCUGCAGCUCGCUUUUGCCGUCCGGCUCCCCUACCCCACCCUCUGCGCUUCCCUGCGGGGGCACCUAGCGCCGACCGCUGCCGGCAUCGCGCUGCUGCCGCGCCGCGCCGCGGAGGCAGCCCUCGCCGUGUGCAAGGUGCCGCCGGCCGACUACCGCAUGGGCACGCGCGCCACCAAGCUCUUCCUCAAGCCUCGCGCCGCGCGGAGGCUGCAGCAGCUCCAGGCGCUCGACGCGCCGGUGGACUCGUCGAACGGUCGGUCGAUCUUCGGAGGGGCGAUGAACCGACGGUGA
Emiliania huxleyi CCMP1516 is the source of this 2973-nucleotide messenger RNA. RefSeq lists its product as hypothetical. The coding region runs from base 1 to 2973 and encodes 990 amino acids. Gene Ontology annotation, biological process: actin filament organization; vesicle transport along actin filament. The record is from RefSeq and is a predicted model, not a curated record. Gene Ontology annotation, molecular function: actin filament binding; ATP binding; microfilament motor activity. The transcript is spliced from 4 exons. Gene Ontology annotation, cellular component: actin cytoskeleton; myosin complex; cytoplasm. Lineage: Eukaryota; Haptophyta; Isochrysidales; Noelaerhabdaceae.